This is a messenger RNA of Alternaria burnsii, 3807 nucleotides long. RefSeq names its product histidine kinase hhk14p. Gene Ontology annotation, molecular function: phosphorelay sensor kinase activity. NCBI's taxonomy places the organism in Eukaryota, Fungi, Ascomycota, Dothideomycetes, Pleosporales, Pleosporaceae. The transcript is spliced from 4 exons. The record is from RefSeq and is a predicted model, not a curated record. Gene Ontology annotation, biological process: phosphorylation; phosphorelay signal transduction system. The coding region runs from base 1 to 3807 and encodes 1268 amino acids.
AUGGAAGUGGACAUCCGACAGCUAUACGACAGCGACCCACGACCAACCUUCAUCGUCGACUGCGAAGCUCAGACGACGACUAUCUGUCAUGUCAAUACCGCCUUGCUUGCCAUACCACAUAUUGCAUCGUCGCUGCACUCGCCUUCAUCGCUGAGAGACUGGUGGGAUCCCGCAAGUAGGGUCGCAGCUUGCCACCAAGAGGAAUUCCUGCAUGGACGAUAUAGAUGGGCCAAGUUCACUGCAUGCAAGCGCUGGCUAAUUGUCACCAUCGUCGAACAUUCAGCACCAAGCGACGAGCAGUCUGGUCGUCUGCAAGAGCCUACACAGGUGGCGCGAGGGAGAUUGUCGUCGCCUCAUCUGCAACCAGUGCGAGACAAUAUCUUUACUGUCAAGAUACAGUCGCCAGAGCUACGCGAGCAUGUCGAGAAUAUACGGAACGUCAACUGGUCUAAGACAUCGCUUGGCCCGAUCAGUUCUUGGAACUAUGAGCUCAAUGUUGUGGUCACCACUUUAAUGCUAGAGACACGCCCUACAGCCCUCUUCCUUGGCCCCGAGCACACGAUCUUAUACAAUCUCGCGUAUGCCGCAGUCAGCGGCUCGAGACAUCCUGCGAUCCUCGGUCAGAGUAUUAUUGAUGCCUGGCCUGAACUCGCGGACCCUGUAAACGCUACAAUGGCUCGCUCGGAGAGCACACGGUUUGCAGACGCCCCCGAAGAGGAGUAUCAUUUCAUGGUCGAACGUUUCGGCUUCGUUGAGGAAGCGUUCUUCAAAUGGAGCCUUGUGCCGCUUGUUGGUGUUAAAAUAGACGGCAUGUAUUCCAUCGUCACUGAGAUUACGAAACAAAGAUUGCUGGAACGCCGCGUUGAUGCUCUACUCAGAGUUAGUCAGAUGACUAGCAAAGCGAGAAGCACCAAACACUUUUGGCAGAGUUUGGCCGACGCUAUCAGGCCUUACGAAUACGACUUUCCAGCUGCCGUUUUAUACUCUCGGUGCGAGCUUCUCGAUCCGAUAGACUCUGCCUCCCCACCGAAAGGGCCACUAAAUGAAUGUACGCUAGAAUGGUCUAUAGGCUACAAACCUAAUCAUCCGGCCAUACUUCCGCAUUUGGACCUGGACAGUGAUCUUGGCUUAGCUCGCGCCAUGCGCGAUAGCGCCAGAGGUGAGACUGCACUGUCGUAUCAGGAAGAGGAGGGCGUGUUGCCAUCUUCCUUAUACCAUGACCUUGAACAGCGGGCGUUUGGGGAUUCAUUGAGGUGUUUUCUUGUUACUCCAGUUAGGACUUAUGACGAAACUAUCGUGGGAUACCUUCUAAUCGGCUUGAACACGCGACGACCCUACGACAACGAAUACAAAGCUUGGAUAAAAGUGUUCUCGAAUCUGCUGGGUGCUUCAGCGGCCUCAGUAGCGCUUCAUGAAGAAGAGAUCCGGAAGCGCAAACGUCAAGAGGCUCAGGCCGAAAGAGACCGUGCGGCCCUUAAUGCCGAAGUUGCAAACCUGACACAAGAAGCUAGUCACGUAGCUGAGAAGCUUCGCAACUUCCACGAUAUCGCAGAUGAAGUCGGUCUAGGGUACUUUGAGAUCGACAUUAAUGGUAUACUACUACAUGCUAAUGAAACGUACUUCACUCAAACCGGACAACAGAGAGACCUCCUCAAAGUGCCUCCGUUCGCUUACAAGGAGUAUGUCUUCGAAGGAGAUAUACCCAUGAUGGAUAAUCAAUGGAAAAUAUUGGCCUCUGGUGAACCAGCGACGUUCGAGGUUCGAUGGAAGAAGCAGCCAGAAAAACACCGUGAUGGCGAAGAAACUAUCGACAAUUAUCUUUGGACAUUGUCAGCCUGUGUGCCGAUCAAAGGCGUAAACGGAACAGUUACAGGUGUCUUCGGAUGCAACACAGACAUUAGUGCUCAAAAGGAGGCGACAAAAGCUGUCCUAAUGCGAUCGGAGGCAGAGCGACGUUUGGCCAGCUUUACGGAACUCGCGCCUGUGGGUCUAUAUCACCUGAAUCCAGAUUUAACGAUGAAGUACUGCAACGACCAAUGGUUUCACAUCACGGACCACCCCAAAGUACCGAUGGGCCAAGUGGACUGGCGAAACAUAGUCGACGAGGAUAUGAUAGACCGUUGCUAUCAUGACGUUGAGGUCACAAAACGCAAGCAGGGGCCGCAUACUUUCACAAUACAUCUCAAGAAAAAGUGGACGGGGCCCGAUGGUAUUCAGACACCGACCUGGAUUCUUGUUAGCGCUACUGCCUACACCGACGGGACCAUCAUGGGAACAAUGACUGAUGUUAGUCAGAUGGCAUGGGCGGAAGCUAUCCAGAAGAAUCGGGUUGAAGAGGCUCUUGAAUCAAAGAGACAGCAGGAGAACUUCAUCGACAUGACGUCUCAUGAGAUGCGAAACCCUUUGAGCGCAAUGGUGCAAUGUGCAGACUCCAUCUAUUCGUCGCUGAACGACAUGAAAGCUCUCACACGUAAAGAAGCUCUGACAUUUCAACCCGCUAUUCACAGUCAGCUCAAAGAGUUGAUCAGCAAUAGUCUGGAUGCGGUAGAGACGAUACAAGCUUGUGCUACACACCAAAAGCGUAUUGUUGACGAUAUUCUAACACUAUCAAAGCUCGACUCGAAGCUUUUGGUCAUUAGCCCCAUGAUACUACAACCCUCGGUGUUUCUGCAAGACGCUUAUAAAAUGUUCAAGGACGAGGCGAACAAAGCUAAAGUCAGUCUAGAAGUCAGAUGCGAUCCGUCCAUUGAGGAUCUGAAUAUCGACUGGGCGAUUUUGGAUCCGAGCCGAGUCUUGCAGGUCCUUAUCAACCUACUCACCAAUGCCAUCAAAUUUACUCAAGGCCAAGAAGUCCGCAAAGUCGAAGUAGUCAUGGGAGCAUCACGAGAGGUGCAACAGAUGCGCGAUAUUGAGUAUGUGCCACAGGAAUCCGUGCGGAAGAACUUUCUGACACAGGCUGAAUGGGAUCAUGCUGGAGAGGUAUUUUACCUCAACUUCACGGUCAAAGACACCGGAUGUGGUCUUUCUCCAGAGCACAAAGCCAAACUAUUCCUACGGUUCUCGCAAGCAACACCAAAGACACAUGUUCAGUAUGGCGGUUCUGGCUUAGGUUUGUUUAUCUCGCGCGAGCUCACCGAAAUGCAAGGCGGCAGCAUCGGCGUUUCCUCCGUCCAUAACGUAGGAUCAACAUUCACGUUUUAUAUCAAAUCAAGGAGAGCAAAAGCUCCGGAAAGUGCUCUCGCUGCAACUGUCCUUGAUUCGACUGGCGAUCUGCCCCCUCGCACCAAAGCUCAAAUCAUUAGAGAGGACAGCAAGAACCCUGACGUAGUUCCACUCGCUGCGAUACCCCUGGAAGAGCAAGGAAGAGCAAAAGACAUAGAGAGCUGCAAAUACAACAUCCUCAUCGUAGAGGAUAACCUCAUAAACCAACGCGUCCUGUCCGCCCAACUAAAAAAAUUGGGCCAUACAACAUACGUCGCAAACCACGGCUUCGAAGCUCUCUCCCAACUCUCACGCACAGUGUUUUCUGCUUCCCCAAGCGAAUCCCCACCUCUGCCUCUUUCCGUUGUUCUAAUGGACGUCGAGAUGCCCGUCAUGGAUGGCUUGACGUGUACGAGACGGAUACGGGACAUGGAGAAGAAUGGCGAACUGAGCAGGCAUGUACCGAUUAUCGCUGUUAGUGCGAAUGCGAGGAAGGAACAGAUUGAUAUGGCGAAAGAGGCUGGCGUGGAUGAGGCGAUCUGUAAACCGUUUCGAAUUCCAGAGUUAGUGGGAUUAAUGAGGGGAAUGGGGGUUAGGGGGGAAUAA